Dentiscutata erythropus is the source of this 121-nucleotide messenger RNA. Lineage: Eukaryota; Fungi; Glomeromycota; Glomeromycetes; Diversisporales; Gigasporaceae. The record is from the annotation of a GenBank genome assembly.
AGAAGGUCACGUGGCCCGAAAUUGUCCGGAAAAGGCCCAAAGAGAAUAUUCAAGGAAUCAAGCGGAUAAUUCCCCAAGAGAAAAUGGUGGAAACCAGAAUCUAACACGGCCAAAUGUUUGA